Messenger RNA from Necator americanus (New World hookworm), 450 nucleotides. RefSeq lists its product as uncharacterized. NCBI's taxonomy places the organism in Eukaryota, Metazoa, Nematoda, Chromadorea, Rhabditida, Ancylostomatidae. The coding region runs from base 1 to 450 and encodes 149 amino acids. The record is from RefSeq and is a predicted model, not a curated record. The transcript has a single exon.
AUGGAGUUGGCGACCUCGUUAACACAAGUUUGGCGAGGAAAAUCGACUCUUUUGAACAAAUCGCGACCCGAAAGUCGUCUGCGGAGGAGAAGAUGUGGCCGAACCUCAGCUUUGACUGUCUUCAUAGCUUACGCUUCAACAUUAAGCUACGAAAUAGAAGAAGUAGAAUAUUUCUAUUUGCAACUAGAGGAGUUCUACAGAGACGGCCACACUUUCUACAAGGCCAUUGUUGGUGAUUUUAACGCCAAAAUUGGCCCAAAGAAAGCGCCUGAGGAAGUUCACAUCGGAACCCACGGCGUGCAGUGGAAUGAACAGGGGGAAGCUCUCCGAGUUCAUCAUGACGACCAAGACCAUCCAUGGGAACUCUCAACUCCAGGAGCCCUCCUCAUGGGAGCCACUCAGUGGAGGGUGACUCUCACGUCCAGCGUAGAGAGGAGGACUUCUGACUAA